CGCCUUUAAACCACCGGCGUCUCCUCCGCUCACCCUCUUUACUAAUCAAUUGGUCGCCGCAACAAAACACCCCGACCUCGAGAUCUGGCAGGACUCUACUCGGCCUUCGCCACUCUUUUCUUUUCCCCCUUUCGUAUAAACAACACACGAUUACGCAACGGCAGCACGAGCUGCCAGACCCACCUCGCGAGUACGGACGAACCCACCCCGCAUAAUGGACGCGACUCCCGCAAAGAAGGUUGUGGAGCAGCCCAAGCGGCGGGCUUGCGACGAGUGCCGAGGUAGAAAGCUCGCUUGUUCCAAGGAGGUCGAUGGAUGCGCUCGCUGCAAGCGCGAGGGUAUCAAAUGUGUUUAUUCCGCCCAGAAGCGCAUGGGCAGGCCGAGGAAGCAUCGGGCUGCCGAGGGGGCAGAACCGUCGCCUCCAGCCGCCAAAUCAACCGAGUCACCAAAACAGGAGGAGAUACAAUCGAUCAUGGCCCCGAAUUUCGAGUUCGACAGCACUCUCGGCAUGGAUUUGGACCUCUCCUUCCUCGACAUGAACAACAUGGACAUGAACUUCCUCGAGAUAAUCGAUCCCAAUAUUCAGUUCCCGCCCGCUCCUGCUCAGAUUGGUUCGGAUCAAGAGCCAGCCGAAAAUGGGAAACCACUUGGGCAACGCCAGCACCCGGGUUCAUUCUGGCCCAUGAGUAGCAACCUAUCCGACAUCAACUUCGACGAGCCCACCGGCCCCACUGCGACGCCCGCACCCGAGAUCACGGCAGAGGAGGUCAACCAGCUAUUCUCAGGCGAACUCGACACACUGCCCAGCCUCUCCUCGCCCUCAUCGAGCUCACCGAGCACACACGACUCACCUCCCGAGCAAGACAGCGCCAAGUCAUGCGACUGCCUCUCGGCGCUCUACCUGGCCCUCAACUCCCUCCAGAACCUUCCUCAAGACGUCUCCCAAGCCAUGCAUGUGGCUCGCACCGCAACAAAAACAGCCCACGACACCAUCCUCUGCCCAAACUGCAGCAACCCGCCGCUGGAACCAACCGCCAUGCCUCCGAUACAAGCCCUGCAAAGCCUCAUGAUGCUCGGCGCGCUGCUACCCUCCGUCUCUAACGCGUACAUGCGCAUUCUGACCAUGGUCGACGCCGAAUCCGCCGAAGCUGACGCUAACCGGCGCAAGAUCCGGUUCACGCUGACCGCGUACGGCGGGUUGUGGGGGUGGGCGGCUCAGGCUGAACCAACCAAAUGCGGGGCGGCGGAGCGGCUCGAGGGCGCCAUGCUGGAGCCGAUCCUCUGGCGGCUGACGGUGCGCGCGCUCCUCAAGAUGGACGUGUACGGCAUCAACGAGCUGACGCCGGGCGUCGACGACGACGAAAACGCCCGGCAGCCCGGCCUCAAGGAUAUCAUCAACAUGAUGGAGGAGCGCUCGCGGCAGCGCCACGAGCAGAUGGAUGCGAUGGUAGCGGCGGGUCUUGUGCUGAGCUCGAAUUGCCAGCAUGUCUCGCUGUCGUCGGGCGAGAAACCGACAUGUAUGCGGAUUAUCGACAUCGCCAAGAGGUCGAUGGACGAUCUCGUCAUUCCUUGAGGGCCGCCUGGUUACCUCUGGACGAAGACAAAAAUCUUCCUUCCGAGAGACGGAUAACCGGCUCCCCUUCACGUCAGCGAGGGGCGGCGGCCUAGUUAACGACGUCACGAAAACAACCGAAAGGGGAGGGAUAAUUGCCAUACCGCAGGCCCUCAUACUAAAACAAAGUACGAAGCGCCGCGCCGAGGGAAGGAACACUCUCUUGGGGGACUGGAUACCAAAACACCUCACGUAGGAACGAAGGAGACCCCACUAGUACGGUCUUGGUAUGGCACCGCUCGACAUGCUUCUUCAGCAAUGUGAUACCAAGAACAGGCAGAAGUCCUGGGCACGUUCGGUCGUUAUAUC
Molecule: messenger RNA, 1921 nt
Organism: Chaetomium fimeti
Lineage: Eukaryota; Fungi; Ascomycota; Sordariomycetes; Sordariales; Chaetomiaceae
Exons: 2
Coding region: 215-1573 (452 amino acids)
Biological process (GO): regulation of DNA-templated transcription
Molecular function (GO): zinc ion binding; DNA-binding transcription factor activity, RNA polymerase II-specific
Source: RefSeq, a predicted model, not a curated record